Messenger RNA from Symbiodinium sp. CCMP2456, 333 nucleotides. NCBI's taxonomy places the organism in Eukaryota, Dinophyceae, Suessiales, Symbiodiniaceae. The record is from the annotation of a GenBank genome assembly.
AUUCGCACGCAGCAGCGCGAGGAGAAGAGGAAGAACUUGUCUGUGUCUCAGCGGGUGUCCGAGGACUCGCCAGGCUUGAUGGCCGCCGCCACGAACCCCUUCCUGUCGGUGUUUCAGUUGCCGAGCCUCCUUGCCGAGGCGACGGCGAAAAACCUGAAGCACCGGGAGAAGCAGAAGGAGCGAGAGCAGAAGGCUGCAAGCGCUGCCGCUGCCCGUGCCGCCGGCCCUGAAGAGGCGCCGGAAGUUCCGGUUGACUCCGAGACCGACGUGGACAUGACGGAGCUGCUUGGAGACUGGUGCCAGGCCAUGCGUGUGGAGAAGCCGAUCGCCUUG